Molecule: messenger RNA, 1191 nt
Organism: Fraxinus pennsylvanica
Lineage: Eukaryota; Viridiplantae; Streptophyta; Magnoliopsida; Lamiales; Oleaceae
Source: the annotation of a GenBank genome assembly
AUGGAGCUUGAGAAAGAUUUGAAGAAACCCUUGAAUAGUUAUGGAAGGAACGAUGUUUUGAGUCGAAUGAGACGUGAUUUCAUUCAAAGCCUACCAGACAAAGUGAAAGGUGUAGUGGAUCCUGAGGAUCUUGUCGAUAAUGUUGAUCUCUCUACUGCUGAAGGCCUCCUUCAAGGUGAGAAAGAAUACUACGAAAGACUUAAACGGUGGAACUCCAGGAAACUGGAAGUCGACUCACUUGAUUCUCCCAAUGUCAUUGACGAAGAGAUAGAUCGUCAAGAACAAGUGCAACAUGAAAGAGCGAUGAGCAUUUCUAAUUGGGCAAACAUCUUCCUUCUUGCAUUUAAGAUUUAUGCUACGGUCCAAAGUGGCUCCUUGGCCAUUGCAGCAUCAACGCUGGAUUCAUUGCUUGAUCUUUUGGCAGGGGGAAUACUAUGGUUUACGCACUUGUCAAUGAAAAGCAUAAAUAUCUACAAGUAUCCUAUUGGAAAAUUAAGAGUGCAACCAGUCGGGAUUAUCAUCUUUGCUGCUGUCAUGGCAACUCUUGGUUUUCAGGUUCUUGUACAGGCUUUAGAACAACUUAUCAAAGUCGAACCUUCAGGAAAGAUGAGUUCGUAUCAAUUGUUGUGGUUGUAUGUCAUUAUGUUGACAGCCACUGGGGUAAAACUUGUUCUUUGGAUUUACUGCAGAAGCUCUAGAAAUAAGAUUGUUCGAGCCUACGCAAAGGACCAUUAUUUUGAUGUGGUGACAAAUGUGGUUGGUUUGAUUGCUGCUGUUUUAGGCGAUAAAUUCUACUGGUGGAUUGAUCCUUCUGGAGCUAUACUUCUUGCUCUCUAUACGAUCUCAAAUUGGUCAGGAACCGUGUUGGAAAAUGCAGUUUCUCUGGUGGGACAAUCAGCUCCUCCAGAAGUAUUACAGAAACUCACAUAUCUUGUCCUAAGGCACAGUACUGAAAUAAAGCGGGUUGAUACAGUUCGUGCUUACACAUUCGGCGUUCUCUACUUUGUCGAGGUGGACAUAGAGCUUCCAGAGGAUUUGCCAUUGAAAGAAGCCCAUGCAAUUGGAGAAUCAUUACAGAUAAAGAUUGAAGAGCUUGCCGAAGUUGAAAGGGCUUUUGUUCAUCUUGAUUACGAGUGUGAUCACAAACCAGAACACACUAUCCUCAGUAAACUCCCUAACACGGAGCCUUAG